This is a messenger RNA of Hibiscus syriacus, 1859 nucleotides long. Its product is annotated as ABSCISIC ACID-INSENSITIVE 5-like protein 7. NCBI's taxonomy places the organism in Eukaryota, Viridiplantae, Streptophyta, Magnoliopsida, Malvales, Malvaceae. Gene Ontology annotation, biological process: positive regulation of DNA-templated transcription. The record is from RefSeq and is a predicted model, not a curated record. The coding region runs from base 261 to 1484 and encodes 407 amino acids. The transcript is spliced from 4 exons. Gene Ontology annotation, molecular function: DNA-binding transcription factor activity. Gene Ontology annotation, cellular component: nucleus.
UUUAGCGUUUUGCCUGUUGGUUGGUUAUGUGUAUGGUUGUAUGUUUUGUACUAUUUGUUGGAGAAUCUUUAAAUUUCGAGAUUUGACAUGAACGUUUUUAUCGUUAUUGGCUAGAGCGUAUAAUUAACGUACACUUUUCUUGGUUUGAAGAAAAAGUUAUAUGAAAGGGAAAGUGAAUGAUAUGAACAUCUCAUCUACCUUGGAUUUAUAGGGGCAUUUGAAUAGAGUCCAUUUGUGUUUGCUUCUGUUCAAUACAAGAAAUGGGAUCUAAUCUGAAUUUCAAGAACUUUGGUGAAGCUCCAAGUAUGGAAGGGAAUGGAUCAAAGGCAAUGGACAGUUUCCUAUUGGGUAGGCAGUCAUCAAUAUACUCGUUGACCUUCGAAGAGCUGCAGAACACAUUCGGUUGUCUCGGCAAGGACUUUGGAUCGAUGAACAUGGAUGAACUCUUGAGAAACAUAUCUACUGCUGGAGAGACUCAGGCUGUGAUGACAGCUUCAGUUCCAGGAGGAGAAGAUGGUGUUUCUGGUGGUAAUUUGCAGAGGCAAGGUUCAUUGACAUUGCCGAGGACUCUGAGUCAGAAAACAGUUGAAGAAGUAUGGAAAGACUUAUUUAAGGAAAACGAUGGUACUAAAAAUGUAAGUAAUGGGGGUGGUGCUGUUGUUGGUGGAGCGAAUUUGCCACAAAAGCAACCGACAUUGGGAGAGAUAACUUUGGAGGAGUUCUUGGCGAGGGCAGGUGUAGUAAGAGAAGAUAUCCAACAGGUUGGAAUGCCAAAUAACACUGGAUUCUUUGAUAACAACUCUGGUCUAGUACUUGGAUUUCAACAAACUAAUGGAAACAAUGGUUUUUUGAGUAACAAUAGCUCAGUUCUUAGUCAGCCUCCAAGGCUACCAUUAGACAUGAGUGUAGCCAAAUCAUCACAACCGCAGCAGCAGCAAAAACAACAACAGCCGAUCUUUCCCAAGCAACAAACAGUUGCAUUUGGUCCAUCUAUGCACUUGAUAAACACCACACGGUUUGCUAGCCCUGGAGCUCGGGGUUCGGUAGCAAUGAAUACUAAUCUAGUUCAAUCUACUGGGCUGCAGAGUGGUGGGAUGGGAAUAGCUGGUUUAGCAUCUCCUGCAAACCAUAUAUCUUCAGAUGUGAUUUCAAACAACAGCAUAGAUAACUCUUCUUUAUCACCGGUUCCUUAUGCAUUUGGCCGGGGAAGAAAACGCAGUGCAGCUUUGGAGAAAGUAGUUGAGAGGAGGCAAAGGAGAAUGAUUAAGAACAGAGAGUCAGCGUCUAGAUCACGAGCUCGCAAACAGGCUUAUACAAUGGAGCUUGAAGCUGAAGUUGCAAAACUUAAAGAAAUGAACCAAGAAUUGCAGAGGAAACAGGAAGAAGUUAUGGAAAUGCAGAAAAAUAAGAUGCUAGAAAAACUGAACCAAUCAUGGGGAGGUAGAAGACAAUGCUUGAGAAGAACACUGACAGGCCCUUGGUAGAGUUGACGAACUGCUGAUGGUAGAAUUGUUUCUUUGAUGCACAAUCUUAGCCAGAUAUGGUCUAACAAUUGCUGCCUGUGUCUAUUUUCUAUUAUCUUGAUAAUACUGCAUAGGAGCUAGACAGCUGUAAAUAUAGGUACAAAGGGUUUUGAAUUUCAAGUUAUGAACUUGAUUUAGUUUCACUUGGUGGAUUUGAUCUCUGUUUGUCGAUCUCGACUUAACUUUAACAACAAGGGCAGGCUUGUAGGAUAGAUGGAUGCUCCUAUACCUUUAUGUACACUCUACCCCAAUGCUUGUAAAUGUAAUUUAUGUGUUUGCAUGUUGUAAGAAACAAGCUAUAGAUUUUGAUUCUGGGUUUCUUGUUUGUAGAACAGC